Messenger RNA from Staurois parvus, 687 nucleotides. The record is from the annotation of a GenBank genome assembly. NCBI's taxonomy places the organism in Eukaryota, Metazoa, Chordata, Amphibia, Anura, Ranidae.
AUGGUGACAGAUAUGCCAGGGGUGGAAGACAGAAGAGACAGCCAGGGCAGAGCCACCCAAGACCCUAUGACCUCCUCACCCACCGGAGAACCCACCAGAGAACCGCCGCCUAAACUUUGCGGGAGUUUGGCCAAGCUGUCUGGGAAGGGGCCCCUGAGGAGCUUCAAGAACCGCUGGUUUGUCUUUGACCCUCGCCGCUGCUACCUCUACUACUUCAAGAGCCCCCAUGACGCCCAGUCGCUGGGGUACAUAAGUAUCGGGGAUGCGUCGUUCAGCUAUGACCUGGAGGCAGAAGAAGGCCAGUUUGAGAUCCGUAGCUCUGGACGGGUCUCCAUCCUCCGGGCUUCUAAUAAGCAGGCCAUGGCCUACUGGUUACAGGAAUUGCAGCAGAAACGCUGGGAAUAUUGCAACAGCCAUGGUACAUCAAAGAGAGACAGUAUGCUGAACACUGUGGCUAUAGAAGUCCCUGCUGGACUGGUGGCCAAGGAAAGUAUAGAUAAUACUAGUAUGCCAAAUGUUAAUGAUGCUGCAGAGAGAGCUCGGAACCACUUUGCGGUGGAGAUGUGUCCAGGUGUACUUGGUGACCAGACUUCGGACCAGAGCUCGGGGCACACAGCUGUACAAGGCCUGCUCAGACAGUGGAGUAAUGAUAUCAGGUAUCGUAUGUCUGCCUUGGUCACAUUUACU